AUGUCAGAUUCUGGAUCAGAGGAAUCAGAGGAAGAGCAAGGCAUCUAUUUAGGCGAGUAUGAAGGUGAGCGCAAUGAUGAUGGGGAGAGGCAUGGACAUGGAAAAGCUAUUCUGCCAAAUAGAGACACAUAUGAAGGGCAGUAUGAAAAUGGAAAAAGGAAUGGACAGGGAAAAUACAGAUUUACGAAUGGUGCAUGCUAUAUUGGAGAAUACUUUCAAAAUAAAAAACAUGGCCAUGGUAUAUUUUAUUACCCUGAUGGUUCCAAAUACGAAGGCGGUUGGGCAGAAGACCACCGACAUGGUCAUGGGGUUUACACAUAUCCAAAUGGAGACAUCUAUGAUGGGGAAUGGUUUAAUGAUCAAAGGCAUGGUCAAGGUGAAUAUACACAUUCUGGAACUGGUUCAAAGUAUGUGGGCACCUGGAGUGAAGGGAAACAAGAUGGUGCUGGGGAAAUAAUUCAUCUCAACCACAGAUAUGUGGGGAACUUUAAAGGCAACUACCCUUGUGGCCCAGGAAAGUAUGUGUUUGACUCUGGCUGUGAACAGCACGGAAUGUAUGUGCUGCAUCAGAAAGAAAAUGAAGAGGAUGAAGAAGUAGAGCCUGAGAUCUCAGUGAAGUGGGUCGCAGAGAAGUUGGUGCAACCAUACUGCAAAGCAGCACCAGAGUCUGUAGUGGUUCCCGACAUAAAUCAACAGACUUGUCCAGAAAAUGAAGUUAUGUAA
Molecule: messenger RNA, 723 nt
Organism: Polypterus senegalus (gray bichir)
Lineage: Eukaryota; Metazoa; Chordata; Cladistia; Polypteriformes; Polypteridae
Product: radial spoke head 1 homolog
Exons: 1
Coding region: 1-723 (240 amino acids)
Biological process (GO): axoneme assembly; spermatid development
Cellular component (GO): motile cilium; nucleus
Source: RefSeq, a predicted model, not a curated record